AAUAAAUCAACGGACUUGAUUAGAUGGCUAUUCUGACAAAGCAAUCUCAUUUGCGGCUCAACUCCUAAAACUCCCGGUAGUUCUCUGUUCCCGACUUCCCUCAUUCCCGCCUCCCCUCCCAGAUCCGAUCCUUCCCCGGCGGUCGCCGGAGCACCGCCAUGGCGCUCAGCCUCAGAAAGAAGCAGCUCGAUUUGAUCACGCGGAUGCUUCACCUGCACCAGCAGCAGUCGUCGCCCGACGGCGGGGGCGAUGGGGAGGAGGAGGCGUACAAGAUCCUAGUGAUGGACGGCCCCUGCAUCUCGCUCCUCUCGCCGGUGCUCCGCGUCGGCGACCUCCGCAGGCACGGUGUCACCCUCCUCCUCAACAUCGACAAGGCGCGGCAGCAGGUCGCCGACGCCCCCGCGGUCUACCUCGUUCGCCCCACGCCCGCGAACGCCGACCGCAUUGCCGCCGACGCUGCCGCGGGGCUCUACGCCUCGUUCCACAUCAACUUCUCCACAUCCGUCCCGCGGCCCGUCCUCGAGCGCCUUGCCUCCGCCACCGCCUCCUCCCGCUCGGCGCACCGCGUGGCGCGCGUUGCCGACCAGUACCUCGACUUCAUCUGCCUCGAGGACGGCCUCUUCUCCCUCGCCCAGCCGCGCGCCUAUGUCGCCCUGAACGACCCCGCUGCUGCCGACGCAGACAUCACCGCGCUCGUCGACGCCAUCGCUCUGGGCCUCUUCUGCGUGGUGGCCACGCUCGGCUCCGUGCCUAUCAUCAGGUGUGCAAGCGGUGGGCCGGCCGAGAUGGUCGCGGCCGCGCUGGACGCCCGCCUUCGGGAUCACCUCCUCGCCAAGCCAAACCUCUUCACAGAGGCCGCGUCCAGCGCUGCCUCAUCGUUCCAGCGUCCGGUCCUAUGCCUGUUCGACAGGAAUUUCGAGUUGUCAGUAGGGAUACAGCACGAUUGGAGCUACCGGCCUUUGGUCCACGAUGUUCUCAGCUUGAAGCUGAACAAGUUGAAGUUGCCAGCGGAGAAGUACGAUUUGGAUGAUUCCGACCCAUUUUGGGUGGCAAACAGCUGGUCGCCAUUCCCCAAAGUGGCUGAGGAAAUAGAGGCGCAGCUCGCCAAGUACAAGCAGGAUGUAGACGAGGUGAACCAGCGCACUGGUGGUGGAAGGGAUGGGGUUGAGUUUGAUGGCACAGAUCUUAUUGGCAACACCAAGCAUCUCAUGAAUGCGGUGAACUCGCUCCCAGAGCUGACAGAACGGAAGAAGAUGAUUGAUAAGCACACAAAUAUUGCAACUGCAUUACUUGGGCAUAUUAAGGAGAGGUCUCUGGAUGGAUAUUACGAGUGCGAGAAUGGUAUGCUUGUGAAUGGUAUUGUGGAUCGGAACAUGCUGCUGAGCCUCCUCAGAGGGAAGGGUACCAAGGAGGAUAAGCUCCGGCUGGCCGUGACUUAUUUGCUGUCCUUUGAGGCACCACCACCAUCUGAACUUGAGCAGGUUGAGGCCGCGCUGCGGGAGUCAGAAGUGGACAUGUCUGCAUUCCAGUAUGUGAAGAGGAUAAAGUCGUUGAACACGCAGUUUGCUGCUGCAUCAAGCACCGCAAGCAGGAGCAACAUUGUUGAUUGGGCGGAGAAGCUUUACGGACAGUCCAUUAGUGCUGUGACGGCAGGUGUGAAGAAUCUCUUGUCAGAUGUGAGGCAGCUCGCUCUGGCAAGGACAAUUGAAGCCCUGAUGGAAGGGAAACCAAACCCAGAGGUUGACAACUACCUAUUGUUUGAUCCACGGGCCCCUAGAUCUGGAACUGGUGGGCAGUUUAGAGGACUCUUCAGAGAAGCAAUUGUUUUCAUGAUUGGUGGUGGCAAUUACAUCGAGUACAGGAGCUUGAUCGAACUAGGGCAACAGUCACAGCCUUCCAAACAUGUCAUUUAUGGAGCAACAGAGAUUCUUAACGGGGUGGAGUUUAUUCAGCAACUCGCUGAAUUGGGGCAGAAAGCAGGGUUGGGUGGUGGCAGCAACAACCUUUCUCAGUGAUAUUCUUCUUUAGUUGUAUUUAGCUAUAUGUACUUAUUUUACUCUGUUCUGUGAUAUUAAGGUUUACAGCAACCCACGGUGGUGUUGCACAUAUCUUCUAGAUGCAUCUGAUCCCUUGCUUGUAAUUGGGAAAUUAUUCAUAGAAGAAACUUAACACUGAACUGCAAUCAGAUAAGGCAUAACAUUUCAAUAUCAGGCCUAAAGUUAAAUGUUUGUUCUCAGCUAA
This is a messenger RNA of Brachypodium distachyon (stiff brome), 2241 nucleotides long. RefSeq names its product SEC1 family transport protein SLY1. Bases 159 to 2015 code for a protein of 618 amino acids. Gene Ontology annotation, biological process: endoplasmic reticulum to Golgi vesicle-mediated transport; intracellular protein transport. NCBI's taxonomy places the organism in Eukaryota, Viridiplantae, Streptophyta, Magnoliopsida, Poales, Poaceae. The record is from RefSeq and is a predicted model, not a curated record. Gene Ontology annotation, molecular function: syntaxin binding. The transcript has 2 exons. Gene Ontology annotation, cellular component: Golgi membrane; cytosol.